Messenger RNA from Opisthocomus hoazin, 2064 nucleotides. Lineage: Eukaryota; Metazoa; Chordata; Aves; Opisthocomiformes; Opisthocomidae. The record is from RefSeq and is a predicted model, not a curated record.
AUGUCAGGAGUAAUUCGGUUCAAGGAAGAAAUCUCUAAGCGUUUCAAGUCCCACACUGAUCAACUUGUGCUGAUAUUUGCUGGAAAAAUUUUAAAAGAUCAAGAUACUUUGACUCAGCAUGGAAUUCAUGAUGGACUCACUGUUCACCUGGUUAUCAAAACGCAGAACAGAUCACAAGACUAUCCAGCUCAGCAAGCAAGCACCACUGGGAGUACUUCUACCACAUCAACCUCAAGCAGUAGUACCUCAACACCAGCUUCAACAAAUAGCAACCCUUUUGGCUUGGGUGGCCUUGGAGGUUUGGCAGGUCUGAGUAGCCUGGGCUUAAAUACAUCAAACUUUUCAGAGUUGCAAAGUCAGAUGCAGCGGCAACUUAUGUCCAACCCAGAAAUGAUGGUUCAGAUAAUGGAAAAUCCGUUUGUUCAGAGCAUGCUUUCAAAUCCUGACCUGAUGAGGCAGUUAAUUAUGGCUAACCCUCAAAUGCAGCAACUUAUACAGAGAAAUCCAGAAAUCAGUCACAUGCUGAAUAAUCCAGAUAUAAUGAGACAGACACUAGAACUUGCUAGAAACCCUGCAAUGAUGCAGGAAAUGAUGCGAAACCAAGACCGAGCCUUGAGCAACCUGGAAAGUAUACCGGGUGGAUACAAUGCCUUGCGACGUAUGUACACAGAUAUUCAGGAGCCAAUGUUGAAUGCAGCACAGGAGCAGUUUGGAGGUAACCCCUUUGCUUCUUUAGUAAGCAAUGCAUCAACAGGGGGGGACAGUCAGCCAUCUCGUACAGAAAACAGAGAUCCUCUACCAAAUCCCUGGGCUUCUCAGUCCAGCUCACAGACCUCCACGACAAGUACCAGCACCAGUGGUGAGAGCGGUGGCAGUAGUAGUGCUGGAAAUAGCACCUCUGGCAGUACGGGACAGAACUCAACUGUACCAAAUUUGGGACCUGGACUAGGAGCUGGUAUGUUCAACACACCAGGAAUGCAGAGUUUAUUACAGCAGAUAACAGAAAACCCGCAACUUAUGCAGAAUAUGUUGUCUGCACCCUAUAUGAGAAGCAUGAUGCAGUCAUUAAGCCAGAAUCCUGAUCUUGCGGUACAGAUGAUGUUGAAUAAUCCUUUAUUUGCUGGAAAUCCUCAACUUCAGGAACAAAUGAGACAACAACUUCCUACUUUCCUUCAGCAAAUGCAGAAUCCUGACACAUUAUCAGCUAUGUCAAACCCUAGAGCAAUGCAGGCUUUGUUGCAGAUUCAGCAGGGCUUGCAAACGCUAGCGACAGAAGCACCGGGGCUUAUACCAGGAUUUAAUCCUGGUUUAGGUGGAUUGGGAAGUGCUGGAGCUCCUGCAGGGUCUACAGUACCUGGUUCUGUUCCCAGUGAAAAUACAACUCCAGCAUCAGGAACUGCUGAAUCUGGUCAGCAGCAGUUUGUCCAACAGAUGUUGCAGGCACUUGCUGGUGCAAAUGCUCAGUUGCAAAAUCCAGAAGUUCGAUUUCAGCAACAACUGGAACAGCUGAGUGCAAUGGGCUUUCUGAACCGCGAAGCAAACUUACAAGCACUAAUAGCAACAGGAGGAGACAUCAAUGCAGCUAUUGAAAGGCUGCUUGGCUCUCAGCCUUCAUAGCAGUGUUUCUUUAACUUGAAAAAAUGUAAUUUAUUUUUGAUAACAGCUCUUAAAUCUUUAAAUAUUUGCUUUAUUUCACCCUGACAAUGACAGUCCUAGGGUUGUCUUGUUAUAACUAAAAUUGGUCUGAUGCAUUUUAAGGUGGAGUGCGGUAGCUUUCUUCAAACAGUGGGAAUCAAUGCAUUUUCACUCUGUUGCAUGCAUCACUCUUCUUUUGUUCUGCAUUAUUUGUGAUUUUUUUGAAACUAUCAGCUUUCACAGUUGAGUGAACAGGUUUUGGCUGACCUGCAACUGUACAAUUUAUUUACUACUUAAACAUUAGCCUUCAGUAGUAAUUUAUGUAGAAUACAAAUUAAGAAGGAAACAAAUUAAUUGAAGCUACAAUUUGUGGGCACCAAUACUGCUUAUUGUGAUUUCGGCAUGUAUUUUUUUUGCUAGCAAAACGCU